This is a messenger RNA of Prunus avium (sweet cherry), 912 nucleotides long. The record is from RefSeq and is a predicted model, not a curated record. NCBI's taxonomy places the organism in Eukaryota, Viridiplantae, Streptophyta, Magnoliopsida, Rosales, Rosaceae.
UCCUUUGACUAAAUGGGCCUGAAACUUGACGAAAGCCAAUUGAGAUUGAGAUAAUCGUCGGCCCAUUCCCAAGCCUCUUCCUCGUUUGUAUCCCAAAAUUCGCUACCUAGGGUUUGUUUAACCGUUCAGUCCUUCACCCUUCACCCUUCACCAGCCACCUACAGCUGUGCGCUAUUUAUGCAGGCGUCUCAGAAUCUUGAAAUACAGAAUCAAAGCUCAAACAUGGAGGCCGAGACUGCAACAGAAGCAGGCUUGUCACUGAUAAAGCAACUCGCUUCAUGCAACAAGAGCGGCCGAGACAGAGCACUCAGGGUCCUCCUCAAGACAUGGCUGCCAACCCAACUCAAUCUCCAUGACGACCACAUGAAGAAGCUCUGGAAAGGCCUCUUCUACUGCAUAUGGCACGCAGACAAGGUCCCGGUUCAGACCCAGCUCAUCGAUCGACUUUCCUCUUUGGUCCUCAGCCUCCAUCUCCCUCUUUCCAUCCAUUACUUCUCGGCCUUUUUGCUCACUAUGCGCCGCGAGUGGUCCGGCAUCGAUGCCUUGAGGUUAGACAAGUUCUACCUUUUGAUUCGCAGAUUUAUGGCUAGUUUCUUUGCUUUGAUGAGAAAUAAUUUGUGGGAUUUGGAGCUGGUGAAACGUUUGAUGGGUGUGUUGGAAGAGGUGACUUUUUUCGCUGACGAUAAGUUUCUAGGUAAUGGUGUUAAUUACCACAUUGCCUCUGUUUUUCUUGAAGAGCUUAGGCCGUAUCUUCCGCUUAAGGCUGAAGUUCUUGAGGUUGUUUUAGUGAGUUUUAUUCGUGUUUCAGCUAAAGUUCCUGAUAAAGUCUUGUUGGGGAAGAUUAGGAGUAAUAUGUUUGAUGCUUUGCUGGGGGCGGGGAAGAGGCUGUUGGAGGUUAAGAAAUUGGGGGAG